Mucor mucedo is the source of this 162-nucleotide messenger RNA. RefSeq lists its product as uncharacterized. The record is from RefSeq and is a predicted model, not a curated record. The transcript has a single exon. NCBI's taxonomy places the organism in Eukaryota, Fungi, Mucoromycota, Mucoromycetes, Mucorales, Mucoraceae. The annotation marks the transcript as partial.
CGUGAAGGACUGUGGGAAAAUAUGUUCGAUUUAAGUAAAGUUCAAAGACAAAGAGUCUUGGGGCAUAGUGAUUCUACUACACUUGAGGUGGACAAUCCUGCCCAAACGAGGUUUGCUUUCAGUAUAAAUACGGAUGGACAUAUGGUUUCCGUGCUUUUCGAA